Messenger RNA from Chaetomium fimeti, 2073 nucleotides. Its product is annotated as major facilitator superfamily domain-containing protein. The transcript has 2 exons. Gene Ontology annotation, molecular function: transmembrane transporter activity. The coding region runs from base 209 to 2005 and encodes 598 amino acids. The record is from RefSeq and is a predicted model, not a curated record. Gene Ontology annotation, cellular component: plasma membrane. Gene Ontology annotation, biological process: transmembrane transport. Lineage: Eukaryota; Fungi; Ascomycota; Sordariomycetes; Sordariales; Chaetomiaceae.
CCUGCCGCGAAUGCAACACCAGACGUGAUAAAAAAAGGGUUGUCCCCUUGUCGAUCCCUCGAGUGAAUCGCCCCCUCACCCUCUCUCCUUCUCGACUUCCCCCUUGGACCAGCCUUCAACGCCAGCCCUUUUCAGAAACCCAUUGCGGUAGCUCUCACCUGGACGUCUCGUCACCAUUGGUAUCACUUCUCAGCAUCCGUUUAUCACCAUGAUGAGAGGGCGUCUUGCCGCCCUGGUCAGGCCACAGGAAGCGCCGGUCGUCGAACAGGAAGUGUCACACGAGAAGGUUGCUACCGACAAGGAAGCCCACAUCACCGCUAAGGAUACGCCGCAGUCCCCCUCAGAUGCCGACCAUGACUCGGAUGCCAUUUCUCUGGACGCCCAGGCCGGCAUUCAAGAUGUCCAGGCCCUGGCCAAGGUCUGGACAAAGUCCAAUCUCAUUCUCGCCUAUGUUACAAUCUGGUGCAUCUUCUUCAUCGACACUAUGCAGCAGGGCAUGUCGACCACCCUGACGCCUUACGUAACGAGCGAAUUCAAGAGCCACUCUCUGACCGCCGCUACGAGCGUGUUUUCCAGCCUCAUCGGUGGACUCUUCAAGCUUCCCCUCGCCAAGAUCCUGGAUAUCUGGGGUCGCCCACAAGGCUUCGUUAUCAUGAUGACCAGUUUGACCAUCGGGCUAGCCAUGAUGGCCGGUUGCAACAAUGUUGAGACAUAUGCCGCCGGUCAGGUGUUUUACUGGGUUGGCUACAACGGCGUCUCAUACACUAUUUCCAUCUUCAUAGCCGAUACAUCGGCGCUCAAAAACCGGGCCUUGAUGUUCGCAUUCGUCUCUUCGCCCUACAUCAUCACCGUGUGGAUCGGUGGGCCGUUGGCGGACGCCUUCUACCACGGGCCAGGCUUCCGAUGGGGCUUUGGCGCCUUCGCCAUCAUCACCCCUGCCAUCUGCUCACCGCUGCUCAUCCUAUUCUACAUCAACUACCGCAAAGCCCAUAGGAUGGGCCUCAUCCCGGAACGGAAGAGCGGCCGUACCUGGGCCCAGUCAGUCAAGUAUUACGCCAUCGAGUUCGACGUGGUCGGCCUUCUGCUCAUCACUGCCGGCUUGGCCCUCUUCCUCCUGCCAUUCAACCUCUACGCCCAACAGGCCGAAAGAUGGAGGUCGCCGAUGCUCAUCGCCUUCUUCGUCGUCGGCGGCGUGCUCAUCAUUGCCUUCGCUCUGUACGAGAAGUUUGUCGCGCCCAAGACCUUCAUCCCUUACGAGUUGCUCAUGGACCGUACCGUCAUGGGCGCCUGUAUUCUUGCUGGCGUGCUGUUCAUCUCAUUCUACAUCUGGGACAGCUACUUCCCCUCCUUCCUGCAAGUCGUCAACGGCCUCGACAUGACCAAAUCGUCUUACGUUGUCAACAUCUACAGCCUGGGCAGUUGCUUCUGGGCACUCGUCGUCGGCUUUCUCAUUCGCGUCACUGGCCGCUUCAAGUGGCUUGCCCUCUACUUCGGCGUGCCAGUCACGAUCCUCGGUGUCGGCCUCAUGGCACACUUCCGCCAACCGGACGUAAACAUUGGAUACAUCGUCAUGUGCCAGAUCUUCAUCGCCUUUGCGGGAGGAACAUUGGUCAUCUGCGAGCAGAUGGCCGUCAUGGCGGCUACCACCCACCAAUACAUCGCCGUCGUCAUUGCCAUCGAAUCCAUGUUUUCCAACGUCGGCGGUGCCGUCGGGUCGACCGUGGCCGGUGCCAUUUGGAACAGCGUCUUCCCCCAGAAACUGGCCGAGCACCUCCCACAGGAAUCGCUGGGCAACCUGACCACCAUCGUUGGCUCGCUCGAGACACAGCUAUCGUACCCCAUUGGCUCGCCUACGCGAACGGCUAUUCAGCAUGCAUACGGCGACGCGCAACGGAUCAUGAUCAUUGCAUCUACGGUGAUCCAGGUCAUUUCCAUUGUGUCGGUUGUUGUGUGGCGCGACAUCAAGGUGAAAGAUUUCAAGCAGGUAAAGGGGCUGGUUGUGUAAGUCGUGUCGUGGAGGGUGGUACCUGCAUAUGGGACUGGCGGUGGUGAUGAUACCCAGAAUAAUGAAGC